AUGGAAGUCUCACUCAUCCCGAUGUUUGGCGAAACGGAUAGGUAUUAUAACAGCAGCAUCGAAAAGCUGUUCACCUAUGCCAAUUUUGGGCUCAAUAAAGGUGACAAAAUGGUCUAUAACACAUUUGGAGCAAUUGCCAAAUGCUUAACUCUUCACAUUGAGGAAGACGAUACGGCUGGCAAUGACGUUUAUAGCGAGGGACACUAUCUCUUUGACUCUAUGGAGCAGGGUUCUGAGCUAAGUGAGAACGAUGGCUACAAUAACACGGGGACGGCAGAUGAUAUGGAUGUGAACUACCAACUCGACAAC
This is a messenger RNA of Williopsis jadinii, 309 nucleotides long. It is a transcript of the gene LOT5, whose product is annotated as Lot5p. The transcript has a single exon. The annotation marks the transcript as partial. The record is from RefSeq and is a predicted model, not a curated record. Lineage: Eukaryota; Fungi; Ascomycota; Saccharomycetes; Phaffomycetales; Wickerhamomycetaceae.